Messenger RNA from Gongylonema pulchrum, 633 nucleotides. NCBI's taxonomy places the organism in Eukaryota, Metazoa, Nematoda, Chromadorea, Rhabditida, Gongylonematidae. The record is from the annotation of a GenBank genome assembly.
AUGGGGUCUGUUGCUAUUUAUCAGCACAGUGCCUUACAGGCGCUGAUGUGGCUUCGUUUCAUCGAUCAGUUUUGUCCAUCAGCACAGUAUAUCAUCAAGAUGGAUGAUGAUGUGGUUGGCAAUAUUUUUGCGCUUCUCCAGUACUUGAAAAAGCGAGUGGAUACAGUCAGCUUGCUCGAUUCCCAGAUGUGUAUUUUCUGUCGUGUCAUUCGUCACCGUGCUGUAGAAAGGAGGAAAACGCGUAAAUGGUACGUAACAAUGGAAGAAUUGCCAGACAAAUAUUAUUUGAAUUACUGCGUGGGUAUGGCAAUGGUAUUCACUGGCGACUUGCCCAGGACGUUGUUGCAAGCUGCUCAGAAUGAACGAUAUUUCUGGAUAGACGAUUACUUCAUCAGUGGAAUUCUGGCAAAAAAAGCAGACGCCCACCUUAUGGAUUGGAAACGCAAAGUGAUCGUUGAUUCAGAAGCAGGCGAAAAAGAACUUAUUGACGGAAAUAUUUUUUUCCGUUUAAUGUCAAAUAUGAGCCAAGGCCAGCAGCUAUGGGAAAGAAUUCAGCAAGAAUAUUUCCGACGUCAACUGAAUGAAUCUCUGCAAUCAACAACUAUUUCUUGGCACGAUCAUUAUUAUAUAUAG